This is a messenger RNA of Colletotrichum phormii, 2313 nucleotides long. Its product is annotated as major facilitator superfamily transporter. NCBI's taxonomy places the organism in Eukaryota, Fungi, Ascomycota, Sordariomycetes, Glomerellales, Glomerellaceae. Bases 303 to 1844 code for a protein of 513 amino acids. The transcript has 3 exons. Gene Ontology annotation, biological process: transmembrane transport. Gene Ontology annotation, cellular component: membrane. Gene Ontology annotation, molecular function: transmembrane transporter activity. The record is from RefSeq and is a predicted model, not a curated record.
GCUCACUUUGGUACGCCGCUUCUCGGUCUCGCGUGCGGGGUAACGGUUGGGGUUGAGAAACUCUGCACGCCAGGCGGCUGGACGGAAAAGGGUUGACGACAUGGACUAUAUUUGAGAUGAAACUAAAGCUUGUCACUACCGAUAUCGACGACAUAUCAUCUACCUUACCGCCAACGAAGAAGUAAUUGACGUCUUAUCCACAACGCUUGGAGAGACGAUAAUCGCUCCGAAAUAGCUGUGAUCUGGAUCCUCCAACCUCCCUCUGGCUCCAGAAACCCGACGAGCCUUUGAUACAUAUCACAAUGGCGGAGGAAGUGAGAGCACGGGACGUCAAAGGCCUUAGAAAAAAUGGCUCAGUCAACGAUGAAGAAACCGGUGGAUCGCACUCAGAGGCGCCCCUCGAGGUCCACGGAGACGAAGACAUCGUAGCGCGGAUGAACAACCUCGAUCCUCCCGUGACACCAGAGGAAGAGAGACGUGUACGGAGAAAGAUCGAUAUGCGAUUGCCCCCUUUCCUACUCAUCCUCUACAUGUUCACCUGGCUGGACCGCGGGGCGCUGGGGAACGCGGCGCUGAUGGGGAUCAAGGAAGACCUCGGUUUCACAAGCAGAGACUUUUCCCUCGCCGUGAGCAUGUUCUUUGUCGGGACGGCGAUUUCUGACCUGUUUACGAAUAUUGGUAUGAGGUAUAUCCGGCCUUCGGUGUACCUUGCUACGGCGAUGAUCAUCUGGGGUAUCUUUGCGACGCUGCAAGCUGUUGCCGGCGGUCCCAGCGGCAUGUUCGCCAUCCGAUUCUUCCUCGGCAUCUUUGAGGCGGCCUUCAUCUCCGGGGCGCCGUACCUAACGACUGUACUCUAUCCCAGAGCCGAAUGGGGCCGUCGCAUCAGCGUCUACCUCUCAGCAACCCCCCUCGCAGGCGCCUUCGGCGGCUGGGUAGCCUACGGUGUCUCCAACAUCUCUAACGCUCCCAUCAAACACUGGCAAGCCCUCUUCAUCAUCGAAGGCCUCGUCACAAUCGUCUUCGGCGUAGUCUGCAUUUGGGUCCUUCCCGACCGCCCGCACAACACCCGCUGGCUCACGCCGCGCGAGCGCGACAUCGCCACCUGGCGCAUGAUGCGCGACGGGAACCGCACGCACGGAAAAGUCCAUUGGCGCACGACAGCGGCGCAGCUCACGGGGGACUGGCGGCUGUGGGUGAAUAUCACGAUUUACAUGGGCCAGGUGCUGCAGACGUACACGAUUGCGACGUUUACGCCGAUUAUUGUCGCGACGUUUGGGUAUGACAACGUCAAGGCGCAGUUGAUGACGGCGCCACCGUAUUGUGUUGCGUUUGUCAUGGUGUUUGUUGUCGGGUGGGCGAGUGAUCGGGUUAAGUCGUGUUCGGGGCUGUUGGUGGGGUGUUCUGUUGUUGCUGCUGUUGGCGAUUUGCUGCUUGCUAUGUUGCCGCACACGGCUGCGAGUGCGAGGUAUGGCGCGACGUUUUUGAUUCUGUCUGGGAUCUUGUCUGGUGUCACGUUGAGUGUGGGCAAUAUUACGAGUAACUGCUGUGGAGAUAUCAAGAAAGGGAUCGCGACGGGGUUGUUUCAGUCUUUUGGGAGUACGAUGGGCAUCGCGACGGGUUAUCUCUUCCCUUCGACAGAUGGACCGAGUUAUAAGAAGGGGUUCUGGACGUUGUUUGCGGCGACAUGUUGGACUGGCGUUGGUGCUGCUUUCGUGACGGUGAUGAAUAUCAGAGAGAAUAGGAGGCGCGAUCGCGAGUUUGGGAAACCGCCUCGGGAUGUGGUGAUUGAUUACGAUGAGGAUGGACACAUGGAGAAUCAUCCUUACUGGAGAUUCUACCAUUAGACCUUUGAUAAUGUCUGGAGACGAAAAACGCUGGGUUGGAAGAUAUACAGCGACUGUUUCAGAGCGCUCAACAAUAGAGGGAACAGGAUUGACUCAGAUAGCUGUCUUUGUAGGAGUCUCGUGUCAAAGACUUGUGUUCUACUACUAUCGGCAGCUGUCUACUCUUCCCGCCUCAGACCUAUCGAACUCAAACGAGACAUACCUGAGAAUGCCGAGAACACGCAUCUAACAGCCUCAUUCUGAUUUGGCUUGAAGUAGGUUAGAAGUUUGUAGCGGUUGUCGCUAAGUACUAUUCUUAAUGCACUGUGAACUUAAGUAUGUCUUUUGUUGUUAUCUGAGUUAAGUCGUGAUCUCCCCGAGGGACAAUUCCCGGACUUCCAGAUUCAUGAACCAUCCUGUCUUGUUUUGAGGACUGGAGUCUUUCAAGAUGAUGCGUUGAGAAAGUAUCCAUGGAGAUGGGGAAUGAAGU